This is a messenger RNA of Nannochloropsis gaditana CCMP526, 442 nucleotides long. RefSeq lists its product as uncharacterized. Gene Ontology annotation, cellular component: endoplasmic reticulum membrane; Golgi membrane; COPII-coated ER to Golgi transport vesicle. The transcript is spliced from 3 exons. The record is from RefSeq and is a predicted model, not a curated record. Gene Ontology annotation, biological process: endoplasmic reticulum to Golgi vesicle-mediated transport. Gene Ontology annotation, molecular function: COPII receptor activity. Bases 44 to 442 code for a protein of 132 amino acids.
ACAGCCUUCGCACACAUUUAUCCUCCUUUGCUGCUACAGAAAUAUGGGGUAUGUUCUUGCUGCCGUUGGGUACAUCGCGGGUUACAUGGCCAUCCUGUUUCAGACCAUAUGCAUCGCAUGCGGACUCUACUACGCUGCAGAGCUCGCGGAGGAAUACGCGUCGGCCACCAAGCGGAUGAUCAUGUGGUCAAUCUCCGCCGUCGUCGGUGUCCAUGUCCUCCUCUAUUUCGAAUCCUUCCCACUCCUGGUCCUCUUGGGCGGUAUUGCGUGCCACGGGGCUUAUACCUGGCUGUUGAUGGAUUUUCCAAAGGUAGAGAUAUUCAGUUAUAAGUUUUUGUUGGGCCUGGUCGCACUCUGUGCCGAUCAUUACAUCUGGUUUCAGUACCUUCACGGCCGUCCUUCCAUCGUCCCGAGUGCCCUAACAAGCAUUCAAAGGCACUAG